This is a messenger RNA of Zophobas morio, 854 nucleotides long. RefSeq names its product G patch domain and ankyrin repeat-containing protein 1 homolog. The transcript has 6 exons. Gene Ontology annotation, molecular function: nucleic acid binding; protein binding. Lineage: Eukaryota; Metazoa; Arthropoda; Insecta; Coleoptera; Tenebrionidae. The record is from RefSeq and is a predicted model, not a curated record. Bases 114 to 854 code for a protein of 246 amino acids.
AUUGGUGUGUAUCCGCAUUAGACAAAAACAGGCUUUUUCACAUUGCUCAGAAUGGCACUCUUUCCGAGUUAGAGAGCUUAAUAAAAAGAUUUAAGUUGACUGUACACCAAGAGAUGAUUUUUUUUAAUAAGAUAAAAGAUGAUUACGACUGGACCUUAUUAAUGGUUGCAAGUGUGGCAGGUAAUAUAGACAUUGUGAACUAUUUAUUGAAGAAAGGAGUGGAUGUACAUCACCAAGACAACCAAGGGCGUAACUGUUAUCAACUAGCUCUUCAAACUAAACAGCAUACUGUUUGUCAAGCUUUAGAAGAAUUUGUAUGUGGACCCAGAAACCUUGCGGUUGAGGAUAAGGGAAGCACCUCAAAUGUCUUGGUUAAUCAACUGAGUCUUCGCCGCAAAAUUGCCCUAAAUAACCUGAGAGCAAAAUGCAAAAUAUGCAACGAGCACAUGAGUCUGGAUUUUUAUCUUCAGAAACAUCGCUACACCGCCAUCCAUUUAUUUAAUUUAAAUAAGAAUAAUCCCUCUGAAGAAACAUUAAACUUUCCUGUUUCGUCUCUUGGUUACAAGCUCCUUAAAAAGGAGGGCUGGAGUGAAGUAGGCGGGCUUGGAAGUAGUGGACAAGGAAUCCUCUACCCUAUUAAGACUAUGCUUAAACGCGAUAAGCUUGGUUUAGGAGUCAAGACAAAGUCGCAUGUCAAAAGGAUAACUCAUUUUAAACCUGGAGAUAUUAGCGCUAUCAAAGAUAAAAACCCUUUUAAAAAGGAGCUAGUUUAUACCAAAAAAAAACUUCAAAAAUGUGAGGAACUGCAAAAAAAGAAAGAAAUUGAGAUUCGGAGAUGUCUUAAUGAGUUGUAA